AUGUCCGUCGCUAAAGUAGUCCAAGGCUACUUCGCCCAGAGGGUGGUCCUCACCUCUCCGAAGCCCUUCAGCAAAGUCCUCGCAGCGCUCGACGCAGAAGUGAACAAGGAGAACCCUCACGUCAAGCAGAUCCUCAACGGCUCCAAGAGCAAGGAGGAGAUCGAACAGGGCGUCGGCGCGCUCACCGACUCCGGCAAGAGGAACUCCAUUUACGUCGCGCCGGAGCUCUCAUCUGCCGCACCGCUAACAAACACUCGCGACUCUAGACUAUUUGCCGCAGACUUUUACUCGAGGUGGCUGAGCGUGUACUACGGGAAGAAGCUCCCGGACCUCGCGCUCUACACGUUCGGGAACCCGCUCUUUGCCACGAUAUUCCCCAGAGAAUGCGAGAGAUAA
Molecule: messenger RNA, 396 nt
Organism: Phanerochaete carnosa HHB-10118-sp
Lineage: Eukaryota; Fungi; Basidiomycota; Agaricomycetes; Polyporales; Phanerochaetaceae
Exons: 1
Coding region: 1-396 (131 amino acids)
Source: RefSeq, a predicted model, not a curated record